AUGGCAUCACACCGGGAAAAGAGUCGUUCUCUGCAGCAUCACGCCGCUGCCGCUGAUGUCAAGGCUGUGCCGCCCCAUCACCACGCUGAUGCUGUGACUGCACUCCACACUGCUGCCCACCAUGCCACCGCCGCCACCAUUGUGGGCACUGCGGCACUGCCAUGCUGCCGGUGCUGCGGGAAGCCCAGGGAGGAGGAGGCGUCUGUGAGUGAGAAUGGCAUCGACUACCAGCAACGGCGUGACACAUCCAUGCUCGCGCUCCUCCUGCCUAUGCUGCCCGUGCUGUGUCCCCCAAACCCCCCUUCCCCUCCCCACCCCUUCGCAUGCUCCCACCUCUGCUCCGCCUGUGUUUCCACAACUGCUCUCGCCCAUGCUGCCCCCAAGUCGUCCCUUUGGGGUCACUCAGAAGAGGAGUUGGUGCUGAGGAGGAGUAGGGGAGGCAAGGCGAGGCGUGCGGAGGAGGGGCUGGGGUGA
Messenger RNA from Closterium sp. NIES-65, 474 nucleotides. The record is from the annotation of a GenBank genome assembly. NCBI's taxonomy places the organism in Eukaryota, Viridiplantae, Streptophyta, Zygnematophyceae, Desmidiales, Closteriaceae.